AUGUUGCUCAAGCACACUUUGCUACCAGCUUUGGCGUCGGCCAUCGCACUCUUGUCGCAGCGCACUACAGCCUCUCCGAUCGGCGCCUUUGUACCUCCUGGCAAUGACACUGGUCCUGUGAUUCGCGCUGACACCUCCGGAAAGCUUUACGAUUCUUUGCUCGACGAGCGCGGCCAACUGCUCGACGACGCUCGCAUCAUUUUCGAGCCGCGUCAGAACCCCGGAUUUGCUUAUGGAAGUCAGAAGGUGCGAGGGGUCAACAUUGGUGGGUGGCUGGUUGCCGAGCCGUGGAUCACUCCGAGCUUGUUCGACAACACGGGCGACUCGCGCGUCAUUGACGAGUGGACAUUUGGCCAGUACGCUAGCAACGCAUACAACCGACUGCAGAACCACUGGGCCACCUUUUACACUGAGUCUGACUUUGCUCAGAUCGCAGCGGCUGGUCUCAACCAUGUCCGCAUCCCCAUUGGCUACUGGGCUUUCGACACGUCGGCCGGCGAGCCGUAUGUGCGCUCAAACCAGGCUGACUACCUGGAGCGAGCGAUCCAAUGGUCCCGAAACCAUGGGCUCAAGGUGAUUAUUGACCUGCAUGGCGCACCGGGUUCUCAGAACGGAUUCGACAACUCUGGUCGCAAGGGUAGCGUCAAUUGGCCCAACGACGCCAACAACGCCAACCGUGCUGCUGCGGUGAUUGGUACGAUUGCCGCUCGCUACGCCCAGUACGACGGCACUGUCACCUCGAUCCAGCUUCUUAAUGAGCCAGCAGGCUUUGUUGGAGGCAACAUUCUCGACUACACGAAAAAUUACUACUACAAUGGCUAUGGUGCUGCGCGAUCCAGGUUUGGCAAUGCUGCUAUUAUGAUUCACGACGCUUUUCAGACGCUGUCCUACUGGAACGGCUUUAUGCAGCCGCAACAGUUCCAGCAGGUGUUGCUCGACACGCACAUCUACCAGGUCUUUUCGCCCGCCGAGGUGGCUAGGAACGAAAAUGAUCGUCUGAACACGUUUUGCGGUAUGGCCAACGGACUUGCGUCGUCGGAUAAGAACCUGUGGACCAUUGAAGGCGAGUGGACCAAUGCGCCUACCGACUGUGCCAAGUAUCUGAACGGCAGGGGGGUGGGCGCUCGGUACGACGGCAGCUACCCGGGCAGCUACUAUGUCGGCAGCUGUUCUGACAAGACCGGAGACGGCUCCAACUUUUCUGACGCCUACAAGAACACUCUGAGGCGCAUGUUUGAGACGCAGAUCUCGGUGUAUGAGCGUGCGUCGGGUUGGGUGUUUUGGACGUGGAAGACGGAGCAGGCUGCCGAUUGGGACUAUCAGCGUGGUCUGAGGAAUGGCUGGAUCACAUACAACCUCGACUCGAGACCCAAUGCUCGGUGCUGA
Molecule: messenger RNA, 1386 nt
Organism: Mycosarcoma maydis (corn smut)
Lineage: Eukaryota; Fungi; Basidiomycota; Ustilaginomycetes; Ustilaginales
Product: putative exo-beta-1,3-glucanase (I/II), major isoform
Exons: 2
Coding region: 1-1386 (461 amino acids)
Biological process (GO): glucan catabolic process
Cellular component (GO): extracellular region; cell surface
Molecular function (GO): beta-glucosidase activity
Source: RefSeq, a predicted model, not a curated record